GUCUUUUACCUGGGGCUUCUUGGAGGAAGUUUUCCUUUCCAUUACUAAACCGCCCAAGCAAGGGAAUACUGUUGGGCCCAAAUACAGAAAGCCUUCUUUCCAAAAAAAAAAAACUUUUUUUGUUUCCUCGGCAAAAAGGUACCUUUUUUUUUUGUUCAUCCACACGAGAGUAAACAAGCAGCGUAGUUACGUGUUGGCUUCUCUUCAGAAAAUCUGGGAAUCGCGUCUCGCGAUUUUCUUAUCGUAUCAUCGUCGCUAAAUUUCCUGCCAAAAUUCUUCUUCUCCUCCUCUCGAGGAGCAUUUCAUUUCGCCGCAAAUGGACAACAACGGAUCUCAAGAUAUUGCUGUUCCAGUAGAAGGAGUGGCUGGUGGAGGAACGGCUUACGGUUGGAACGAUGGUGGUCUAAGCUCGGAGCCACUUAGACAGUCUCUGGACCCGACAGAGGUUCCGACCGCUGAGUUGGUGCAUGUCUGGUGUAUGCCAAAUACCGCUAAUGUCGGGCCACAAGAAACUCCUCGGUCUUUGGAGCCUAUAGAUCUGUUGGCAGCUAGGAAUGAGAGAGAGAGUUUUCAGAUUGCCAUACGUCCGAAAGUUUCUUGGUCUGGUUCCACCAUUGCAGGGACUGUCCAAGUUCAGUGCAAUGACUUGUAUUCUUCAUCUGGAGAUCGAUUAUUUGUUGGCCAGUCAUUAAAACUUCGGCGUGUGGUUCCUGUCUUAGGUGUUCCUGAUGCUCUGGUGCCCCUUGAGUUGCCAGUUAGCCAACUUAGCAUAUUUCCAGGAGAAACUAGUGUCAUAUGGGUUUCGAUAGAUGUCCCAAAUGGGCAGCCUCCUGGUCAAUAUGAAGGAGAGAUUAUAAUUUCUGCAAUGAAGGCGGAUGGAGGAUCUUCGACUCGCUUGGGAAAAUCUGAGAAGCAUCAGCUGUGUCUUGAACUUAAGAACUGUCUUGAUACCGUGGUGCCAAUAGAGGGAAAGCCCAUGGAUGAAGUGGUAGAAAGAAUAAAAUGUGCAAGUUCGUCAUUAAGAAGAAUUCUCUUCUCUCCAUCAUUUGCGGAGUUCGUUUCAGAUAAUGGAUCCAUUGAUAUGAUGGAAGAAGAUGUUGUAUCAAACCUUGCAGUGCGUGUAAAGUUAAGAUUGACAGUUUGGGAAUUUAUUCUUCCAGUGACUCCAUCACUCCCUGCAGUAAUCGGUGUCUCCGAUACUGUGAUUGAGGAUCGUUUUGGUGUUGAACAUGGAAGUGAAGAAUGGUACAAGAAAUUGGAUCUCCAUUUCAAGUGGCUUCUUCAAUACCGAAUCAGUCCAUACUUUUGCAGAUGGGGUGAAAACAUGCGUGUGUUGACAUACACCUCGCCAUGGCCUGCUGAUCAUCCUAAAUCUGACGAGUAUUUCUCUGACCCGAGGCUUGCAGCUUAUGCAGUACCAUAUAGACAAGUCAUAACUGGCGAUGAUUCAAGGGAAAGUUACCUGCGGAAAGAGGUUGAGAUAUUGAGGAGGAAGCCUCAUUGGAACAAAGCCUACUUUUACUUGUGGGAUGAGCCACUGAAUAUGGAGCAUUAUGAUAAUGUUCGCAAGAUGGCUAGUGAGAUUCAUGCCUAUGCCCCGGAUGCUCGUGUUCUAACUACGUACUAUUGUGGGCCGGGCGAUGCACCUCUUGCUCCAACCCCCUUUGAGUCUUUUGUGAAAGUUCCAGAUCUCCUUCGACCCCACACUCAAAUAUAUUGUACAAGUGAAUGGGUACUCGGCAAUAGAGAGGAUUUGGUCAAGGAUAUCGUUGGGCGGCUGCAGCCAGAGAAUGGUGAGGAAUGGUGGACGUAUGUAUGUCUUGGGCCUUCGGAUCCACACCCGAAUUGGCACCUGGGGAUGGGCGGGACCCAGCACCGUGCUGUGAUGUGGCGUGUGUGGAAAGAAGGCGGGACGGGGUUCCUAUACUGGGGGGCAAACUGCUACGAGAAGGCAACCGUUCCCAGUGCCGAGAUAAGAUUUAGACGUGGUCUUCCUCCUGGCGAUGGAGUUCUGUUCUACCCGGGUGAAGUCUUCUCGUCCUCUUCGGAACCCGUUGCUUCACUUCGCCUGGAACGGCUUCUAAGUGGCUUGCAGGAUUUCGAGUACUUGAAGCUGUAUGCGUCGAAAUAUGGAAGAGAAGAGGGACUGGGAUUGUUGGAGAAGACGGGCGUGUACAUGGGACCAGAGCGUUACGCACUCGAACACCGACCCAUCGAUCUCUUGCGCGGUGAAGUUUACAACUCUUGCAGGCCAUGAGAGCGUAUAGUUUCGAGUUCAUUGAGAAUGUGGCUACUGCAAUUACUUGUAAGCUCCCUUUAUAUUCGAGUUUACUCUUGUAUCUAUUUUACCAAUCAAUAACAUAUAUAUAUAUAUAUAGAACUCAUAGUAUACCAUUCAUGAUCGCAGUAAGUUCUAGAGGA
This is a messenger RNA of Tarenaya hassleriana, 2421 nucleotides long. RefSeq lists its product as uncharacterized. Lineage: Eukaryota; Viridiplantae; Streptophyta; Magnoliopsida; Brassicales; Cleomaceae. The coding region runs from base 317 to 2257 and encodes 646 amino acids. The transcript has 15 exons. The record is from RefSeq and is a predicted model, not a curated record.